AUGGUUGAAGUCGAAGCAGGAAAUAUUCACGACGAAUACCCUCAGUUUAAUGAGUGUGUCCCGGAAGCUGUAUCAGGCGCAUCCGGCUUACCGACUUCACUGAGCUAUUUGAUAUAUCCAAAGAAAGUAUGGCAUCAGAACAAAACAGAAGAGGUGGCCAGAGCAUGA
Sclerotinia sclerotiorum 1980 UF-70 is the source of this 168-nucleotide messenger RNA. RefSeq lists its product with no specific name. The record is from RefSeq and is a predicted model, not a curated record. The transcript has a single exon. The coding region runs from base 1 to 168 and encodes 55 amino acids. Lineage: Eukaryota; Fungi; Ascomycota; Leotiomycetes; Helotiales; Sclerotiniaceae.